AUGUCACACGUAGCAACAACGCAGCAAGGGCAAUGUCAUGCCCAGGACGUCGGCGACGGCAACCCCGUGAAAGAGGUAGCACCAUUUCUACGCAGUCUUCGCCGCAUGCUAGACACCGAGAGCCCAUACAUUGUGCGGUGGACACCCGACGGCAAUGCCUUUGAAAUUUACGACAUGGCCGCCAUGACAAACUACGUGCUCCCCAAGUACUUUAAGCACCACAAGUACGCCAGUUUUCAGCGCCAGCUCAACUACUUUCACUUUCGCAAAUGGACCAAGUCACGCGCGGUCGUGUGCACUUUCUCCAACCAGUUCUUCCAGAGAGACCAGCCGUCUUUAACAUGGCGUAUCACUCGCAAGCGCUCGCUGUCUCAAACAAAGGACUUGACUUCACGUAGUAAUGUCCUCAAGCAUGAAUGUCGAGCUCCGUUGGCUUUGCCCACACCUGGUCACUUACACUCCAAGCAGAUUGACUCUGUAUUAACAAUGCAAACGACAGCUCAGCGGGAGAUGGUCGAUGAAGACGUUUCGUUGGCUUGGAUCGACCUCUUAUAUCCAGAGCUAGACCUGGCUUUGCUGGACGACAAUGGUCCAAGCAAUACCGAUUACAUGUUUUCGUCAAGGCUGCUCUCACUUUAG
Molecule: messenger RNA, 639 nt
Organism: Peronospora belbahrii
Lineage: Eukaryota; Oomycota; Peronosporomycetes; Peronosporales; Peronosporaceae
Source: the annotation of a GenBank genome assembly